This is a messenger RNA of Rana temporaria (common frog), 968 nucleotides long. It is a transcript of the gene CHMP2A, whose product is annotated as charged multivesicular body protein 2A. The transcript has 6 exons. Gene Ontology annotation, biological process: protein transport; endosome transport via multivesicular body sorting pathway; late endosome to vacuole transport. Bases 156 to 818 code for a protein of 220 amino acids. NCBI's taxonomy places the organism in Eukaryota, Metazoa, Chordata, Amphibia, Anura, Ranidae. The record is from RefSeq and is a predicted model, not a curated record. Gene Ontology annotation, cellular component: ESCRT III complex; multivesicular body.
AUUUCUCAAUCAUCUCAGCGGCGGUGACGUAGGGGCGCUCCCGGGAUACUCGUGACGUUGACGUCACGGACAGGCUAAACAGGAAGAGAGAAAGGAGAGACAGAGACCCACCAACCGACUGACUGACAGCCCAGGAGAGACACCAAGAAGCAAACAUGGAUCUCUUGUUCGGACGCCGGAAGACCCCAGAGGAGAUGCUGCGGCAGAAUCAGCGGGCCCUUACCCGCGCCAUGAGGGAGCUCGACCGCGAGCGACAGAAACUCGAGCAGCAGGAGAAGAAAGUUAUAGCCGAUAUUAAGAAAAUGGCUAAACAGGGACAGAUGGAUGCUGUGAAGAUCAUGGCUAAGGACCUGGUCCGUACCCGACGCUACGUGAAGAAGUUUUAUUUGAUGAAAGCCAACAUUCAGGCCGUCUCUCUUAAGAUCCAGACAUUGAAGUCUAAUAACUCCAUGGCCCAGGCGAUGAAAGGGGUGACUAAAGCCAUGGCUACCAUGAACAGACAGCUGAAAUUGCCCCAAAUCCAGAAGAUCAUGAUGGAGUUUGAGAAGCAGUCGGAGAUUAUGGACAUGAAGGAGGAGAUGAUGAAUGACGCUAUUGAUGACGCAAUGGGGGAUGAGGAUGAUGAGGAAGAAACUGACGCUGUGGUAUCUCAGGUAUUGGAUGAACUGGGCCUUAAUCUUACCGAUGAGCUCUCCAACCUACCGAGUACAGGAGGAUCCCUCAGCGUGGCUGGAGGGAAGAAAGCGGAGCCCACGGCUGCCAUGGCCGACGCAGAUGCAGACCUGGAAGAGCGACUGAACAAUCUGCGAAGGGACUAAUGUGUUGAAUAACGUAUUACAUGGACUCUUCAAAUUUUUAUCUAUUUUUUAUUAUUUUUUUUCUGUUUGAGUGAGGAUGUAGGUGAAUAGGGUGGAACCUGGCGGAGGUUUAAAUUUCAUGAUUUGCGCAUUAAACGCUUUGGCAUAAAG